CGAGGGAGAGCUGGAGAGAGCGAGAGCAAAGAGCGAGCGAGGGAGAGGAGAGAGAGAGAGGAGAGAGAAAGACACACGCACGCAGAGACACACGGUCACUGGAAUUCCAUUAGAAAAAAGUGAGCCGAGCAAGGGUUAGCGGGAGAAGAUUUUUUUUGAAUCUUGUCUUCGUCUUGGUGCGAAAGAAGCGACUCCAGUCUCUCGUCCUCGAAGCUCCGACUGGAUUGUUCCUGGGCGCUGACACCCGUCUGUGGAUUUCUUUUCUAUUUGCAUUUUAUUCCGACCCCCUCCCUCGCCGCUUCCUUCCAGCCCUUCACUCGCAAAUCGCCUCUCUCCCCACCUCCCCAGGCCCCUCCUGGGAAGCGCAGGGGAAUUGGACCCGCGGGGACUCACGCCUUCCCGGACGAUUGGAGGGGAGGGCUGACCCCAGGACUGGGCUGUUGGCUUAGAAAGCCGAUACACAGAUACGCGUAUAUUUGAUUGUAGCGGGCAAGGGGGGCGUCGAGAGGCAGCCCACCGCCCGCCUCUCACCCCACCCCCUCCAGCCAGAGGCGAGAAUCGCAGGACUCGGGAGCUUCAUCGGGUGGACUAGCUGGGAUCUCCGCAUUGGAUUUGGGGCUGAUUACCACUGCUUGGCUAUUAUUAUUGUUGUUAUUAUUAUUAUUUUUUUUUACCCAAGGGAGAAAGGCAAAAAAACGGUGGGAUUUAUUUAACAUGAUCUUGGCAAACGUCUUCUGCCUCUUCUUCUUUCUAGACGAGACCCUCCGCUCUUUGGCCAGCCCUUCCUCCCUGCAGGGCCCCGAGCUCCACGGCUGGCGCCCCCCAGUGGACUGUGUCCGGGCCAAUGAGCUGUGUGCCGCCGAAUCCAACUGCAGCUCCCGCUACCGCACUCUGCGGCAGUGCCUGGCAGGCCGCGACCGCAACACCAUGCUGGCCAACAAGGAGUGCCAGGCGGCCCUGGAGGUCUUGCAGGAGAGCCCGCUCUACGACUGCCGCUGCAAGCGGGGCAUGAAGAAGGAGCUGCAGUGUCUGCAGAUCUACUGGAGCAUCCACCUGGGGCUGACCGAGGGUGAGGAGUUUUACGAAGCCUCCCCCUAUGAGCCGGUGACCUCCCGCCUCUCGGACAUCUUCAGGCUUGCUUCAAUCUUCUCAGGGACAGGGGCAGACCCGGUGGUCAGCGCCAAGAGCAACCAUUGCCUGGAUGCUGCCAAGGCCUGCAACCUGAAUGACAACUGCAAGAAGCUGCGCUCCUCCUACAUCUCCAUCUGCAACCGUGAGAUCUCGCCCACCGAGCGCUGCAACCGCCGCAAGUGCCACAAGGCCCUGCGCCAGUUCUUCGACCGGGUGCCCAGCGAGUACACCUACCGCAUGCUCUUCUGCUCCUGCCAAGACCAGGCGUGCGCCGAACGCCGCCGGCAAACCAUCCUGCCCAGCUGCUCCUACGAGGACAAGGAGAAGCCCAACUGCCUGGACCUGCGUGGCGUGUGCCGGACUGACCACCUGUGCCGGUCCCGGCUGGCCGACUUCCAUGCCAAUUGUCGAGCCUCCUACCAGACGGUCACCAGCUGCCCUGCAGACAAUUACCAGGCGUGUCUGGGCUCUUAUGCUGGCAUGAUUGGGUUUGACAUGACACCCAACUAUGUGGACUCCAGCCCCACUGGCAUCGUGGUGUCCCCCUGGUGCAGCUGUCGUGGCAGCGGGAACAUGGAGGAGGAGUGUGAGAAGUUCCUCAGGGACUUCACCGAGAACCCAUGCCUCCGGAACGCCAUCCAGGCCUUUGGCAAUGGAACGGAUGUGAACGUGUCCCCAAAAGGCCCCUUGUUCCAGGCCACCCAGGCCCCUCGGGCGGAGAAGACGCCUUCUUUGCCAGAUGACCUCAGUGACAGCACCAGCCUGGGGACCAGUGUCAUCACCACCUGCACGUCUGUCCAGGAACAGGGGCUGAAGGCCAACAACUCCAAAGAGUUAAGCAUGUGCUUCACAGAGCUCACGACAAAUAUCAUCCCAGGGAGUAACAAGGUGAUCAAACCUAACUCAGGCCCCAGCAGAGCCAGACCAUCGGCUGCCUUGACCGUGCUGUCUGUCCUGAUGCUGAAACUGGCCUUGUAGGCUGUGGGAACCGAGUCAGAAGAUUUUUGAAAGCUACGCAGACAAGAACAGCCACCUGAUGAAAUGGAAACACACACAGACACACACACACCUUGCAAAAAAAAAUUGUUUUUCCCACCUUGUCUCUGAACCUGUCUCCUCCCAGGUUUCUUCUCUGGAGAAGUUUUUGUAAACCAAACAGACAAGCAGGCAGGCAGCCUGAGAGCUGGCCCAGGGGUCCCCUGGCAAGGGAAACUCUGGUGCCGAGGAGGGCACGAGGCUCUAGAAAUGCCCUUCACUUUCUCCUGGUGUUUUUCUCUCUGGACCCUUCUGAAGCAGAGACCGGACAAGAGCCUGCAGCGGAAGGGACUGUGGGCUGUGCCUGAGGCUGGCUGGGGGCAGGACAACACAGCUGCUUCCCCAGGCUGCCCACUCUGGGGACCUGCUGGGGGCUGGCAGAGGGCAUCGGUCAGCGGGGCAGCGGGGCUGGCCAUGGGGGUCCACCUUCAGCCCUUUGGCUUCAAAGAUGGAAAUGGUUUUGCCCUCCCUCUCUGCCCUUGGGUGGGGCUGGUGGGUCUGCAGCUGGUGUGAGAACUUCCCCACGGAUGGCGGUGGAGGGGGUUAGCACUGCGCUGGGCUCCCCAUGACUAUAGCACAGAGUGGUGGGGCUGGGGGCCAGCUCCAGGAGGGCUUGAGAGCUCAGCCUGCCUGGGAGAGCCCCUUGUGGCCGAGGCAGCAAAACUCGGGCACCAGCUUCUUUCUUGGUGGCAGAAAUUUUGAAGUCAGAGAGAAAUGGUCCUUUGUUGGCUUUUUUGAUUUCUCGUGGGUCCUUUGGCAGGUCUCCCUUUGAGGAGAGGGAGAGGAGAGACCACAGCUGGGUGUGUAUCUGCAGCACUGUGGUCCCUCAAGCUCUCCUGCUGUCUUCUCCCUCCUCCUCCUUUUCACUUUCUCUUUCCUAAUUUCCUAGACAUACGUCAACUGUAUGUACAUACCGGGGCUCCUCUCCCAACAUAUAUGUAUAUACACAUCCAUAUACAUAUAUUGUGUGGUUUCCCCUUUCUUUCCUUUUUUUAAGCAACAAAACUAUGGAAAUAAUACCCCAACAGAUGAGCGAAAAUGUAUUAUUGUAAAGUUUAUUUUUUUUAAUACUGUUGUCUAUAAUGGGGAAAAAGGACAUUGGCCCCGCAGUGCCCUGCUCCAGUCAGCCUGGCUGGGCUCUGGCGGGGGCUCCUGAUCCGCAUCCACGCUUAACCAAGGCUCCAAUAAACGUGCUAGGAAGCAAGCCACCUCUGCCUUGGUCCUGUGGGGUUUUGCCCCCAUUUUGUUCUUGGUCCAGUGUUACCUGCGUAAGUGGAGCUCCCAGUGGGCUGGGGAAAUGUGUGUCUGUGUGUGUGCCUGUGUGCAUGUGUGUGCAUCCAUGUGUCUCACCCGUGUGUCCACAUUGUGUGUAGAUGGAGCUCUGUUAGGAGCUGGUUUGACACUGGGGACGGGAUCUGAGGGUCCCCGCUGUGCUAAGCCUGGUGGGCUGUUCUGUUCCCUCCUUGCUCACUUCUCCAGUUGGCACAAAUGCCUGUGGCUCCCAGACUGGAAGAGAAUGCAGUGGACAUGGGCGUGGUGGGGAGCGACAGCUUGGCAUCACACGUUGGGAAUGUUUUAUUGUCAGGCUGUCUGGGUUGCCCUGUUAGUCUUACAUAGAGCAAAGUGGUAUGUCCCUCUGGGACUCCUGGCUUAUUUGAGAUGUGUGAUUGUGAGUGCAGUGACCUGGUCUUUUGGGUCCCACCAGAGAAGAAGGAGAUGAUUGUGAAUGUUCUGGGGUCAUGGUCUGAAAGCAUAAGUAUUUUUUGGGUCUCCCUCUAUUCCUUCCUUUCCUGUUUCUCCAUUUGCUACCCAGGCCCCACUUGGACACUAGGCCUGCCAUAGUCUCCAAGAGAGAUUCUCCCCAGAGGACCAGGAGGAUGCCUGCUGGCCAAGUGUGUGUGUGUGCAUGUAUGUGAGCAUAUGUACGUGUGUGCGGUUGUGUGCAGGCUCGCACAUGUUCAUGUGCACGUGUGAAUAUAUACCCAUGGCAGGAGGGAGAAUGGAAGACUGGCAGGCAAGAAGAUGUUUCUACUGUCAGCCUGGCCUUCAGGGCUGCAUGUGAGUCCAUCCCAUUUCAGUUGGACAACAGGAUGCAGUUUUCCCAUCUCCCAAUCGCAGGUCCCCUCAUUGGCUUUUGCUUCUGGUUGUAUAUGUGUGAGCAGCAUCUGUUCACGGCAUUUAUCACUGUGGUGUAUUGCCUUCCAGCCUCUGCAUGGAAGGGGUACAGUGAGCCAGCCAGGUCUGUGUCCAGCCAUUGCGGGUAGACGUGGUCAUGGCAUCCACUUAGGAAUCUGUGUUCUUUGCAAACAGCAAAGAUCAUUUAACUUAAAAAGUACUUUACUGGAAGGCUAUGGGAGAAGGUGGCUCACAGAAUUUGUGGGAGGUGGGGGGACCAGGGCAGGUGAGGGCAGGGACUAGAGGGCAUCUGAGGGGCUGAAAGGCAGGAUCUACAGGGUCAGCAUUCUGCUGCCAACCAUUGCCUAUCUGGCUGAACUGGGCCUUGUGCCUGCCCUCUGCCAUACUUGAGUGUGAGAGAGAGGAUAUAUAUGUCAUGUCUGGUAUCCCUAAUAGGAGGUAAGCCCUUAGGCUACAUCAUGGGGGACAGAAAAUUUCCCAAGAGGAAAUUAAGGUACCAUUUUGAAGGAGGAAUGGAUACUAGCUAGCUUUACUCUGCCCUCAAAUGUCUCCCUAUACAAGUAUCACAUGGCUGAAAUUUUACCAUUAGGUAUUCAUUCCUUUGGUUGAGAUGAUUACUAUUUGUGAUUCUCUCAAAAUAUGCAAAUAGAACUGGAAGAAUAAAUUGUUGCUAUCUUAAUGUUA
Pongo pygmaeus (Bornean orangutan) is the source of this 4986-nucleotide messenger RNA. It is a transcript of the gene GFRA2, whose product is annotated as GDNF family receptor alpha 2. NCBI's taxonomy places the organism in Eukaryota, Metazoa, Chordata, Mammalia, Primates, Hominidae. The record is from RefSeq and is a predicted model, not a curated record. Gene Ontology annotation, biological process: nervous system development. Bases 715 to 2109 code for a protein of 464 amino acids. Gene Ontology annotation, molecular function: glial cell-derived neurotrophic factor receptor activity. The transcript has 9 exons. Gene Ontology annotation, cellular component: signaling receptor complex; external side of plasma membrane.